AUGGCUCUAGCACAAAACGUGGAAUGCUCGCUGGGAGAAUCGGAUAAACUCGGACUGAGUGGACGGGUAAAAAUGGCGAAUGGACGAGGCGAUGGUGCGUUCGUGGCCACUUGGAGAAGGGCUGCGUCGUGGUUUAGUCUCUUCGAGUGCGACAUGGGGCGUGAAAAUGGCGAGGAAUUGCUUCUCGAGAGCUGCGAUCAUUGUGCAGCCUUCACUGCAGUACUUCCCGUUGCUUUCGGCCAUCGCGCCGGGAUGUUCUUUCAGUAA
Messenger RNA from Anisakis simplex (herring worm), 267 nucleotides. The record is from the annotation of a GenBank genome assembly. Lineage: Eukaryota; Metazoa; Nematoda; Chromadorea; Rhabditida; Anisakidae.